AAAGGUGUGAGGCGUCCCACCCCGUCCCCUCAGCCGAGCUUGUGUCAGUAACGCAGUGCUGCUGGAAUGGAGAAGAAGACUGUUUCCGUGGUUCUGCUAACAGUGGCCAUAGCAGUUGGACUGGCACAGGCCGGCACCCAUACGGCGAACAAGCAUGAAAAAGGGGACCUGCUGGUACGGUCCAAAAGGAGAUGGGUCCUGUCCACCAUAGAACUGACCGAGGAGGACCCUGGGCCUUUCCCUAAACUGGCCACAAAGAUGUUCAACGACAGGAUAAAAGAACUGACUGACAACCUUGUGUUCCGUAUCACGGGCAACGGCGUCACAGAGGAGCCGCUGGGAGUUUUCUCCAUCGACGGCACGACGGGCGAGGUCAAAGUCCACAAGGCCAUCGACAGGGAGAAGAUCUCCAUCUUCCAUAUCAAAUUUGAUAUCCUUGACAAGGACACGCUCGAGCCAGUGGACAGGACGCUGGCAUUCGAUGUGGCCAUAAAGGACAUCAACGACAACGCUCCUGUCUUUGAUCCCAUCGCAAAAGCCAGUGUAAAAGAGAACUUACCACAGGGUUACCUCCCUGUCCCUCUGAAGGCGCGGGAUAAAGAUGAGGAGAACACAGACAACUCUAAUAUCAUCCUCAGGGUGGUUUCUCAAGAACCUGCCGAGCCCAAGAUCGGUCUGAAAACAGUGGAAGGCACCAAGCUGACCCAGCUCACCUUCACAGGCUGCUUCAACUAUGAUAAAGCAAAGAAGUAUACGGUCGUUGUUGAAGCUAAAGAUAAAGGAAAACCAGCCCUCUCUUCAUCUGCCACAGUUCUUAUUGAUGUUACUGACUACAACACACACCGACCAGUGUUCAAAGAGAAUGUGUACCAUGGUGAGGUAAUGGAGAUGGAGACCAACAAGGUUAUAUUAAGACUAGGUGUGACAGACGCUGAUACACCAAACACCCCUGGAUGGCGCGCCAAAUACUUCUUCCUGAAGGGAAACGAGGAGGGGAACUAUAAAAUUGAGACAGACCCCAAGACUAAUGAGGGCAUUCUGACAGUCAUCAAGGGGAAGGAUUAUGAGAGGACUACCUUCGCAGGGGUGGAGAUCGGAGUGGAAAACGAGGAGCCUCUGUUUGAGUGUGUAGCUGGUGCCCCUGGUGGCGUCUCUGCUAAGGUCACACCUCCCAACUCAGUCAAUGUCACCCUCAAAGUGAUUGACAUCAAUGACCCUCCAGUAUUUGACAAGGUCGUGACCAAAGUCUACGAGAGAGAGGAGGAAGAACCAGGGAAGGAGCUGUACACACCAAAGGUCACAGACGAAGACUCUGAUGUCAACAAGAUCAGGUAUGAGAUCGUUCAGGACCCAGCAGGAUGGGUCUCCAUCGAUAAGAAGACAGGGAAGGUCAAAACAGUCAAGAAGAUGGACCGAGAGUCUGCCUAUGUUGACAAGAAUAGUACCUACACUGUCCUAAUAUGUGCCAUAGACAAUGGGGAGCCUCCUGCUACAGCCACGUCCACUCUGGUGAUCCAUCUGGGGGACACGAAUGACAAUCUGCCCCACCUGGUGAACAAGAGCCUGGUGCUGUGUGGGAACAAGGCUAGCAGCAUCAGUAUUCCUGUUCAGGACAAAGACAAAGACCCUUACAGUGGCCCUUUCACCUUCUCGCUGGGGGGCAACGACAAGACUCUGACAGACACCUGGAAACUAGACCCCUCCAUAGGCAUGACAGGGGGUCUGGUGAGUCUGAAGAGCCUGGUCUAUGGGAACUACACGGUGCCCCUGGUCAUCAUGGACCAGCAGGGCACAGGGGGCUCUGAGACCCUGGAGGUGGUGGUGUGUGACUGUCUCAGCGGGGACACGUGCCGGGGCCGGCUACCCCAUAGCAGCCGCCUGGGCCCAGCCGCCAUUGGCCUGCUGGUAGCCGGACUGCUGCUCCUGCUGUUGCUGCUGUGUUUCUGCUUUCUGUGUGAGUGUGGAAAGCAGACUUUCAAACUCAUCCCCCUCAACCUUCAGGACGAAGGCAACCAGACCCUCAUCAAGUACAACGAGGAGGGAGGAGGAUCGGCAUGCCAGGCUGAGCCCACACUGAUCCUGAGCCAGAAGAACAGCAUUAUGGUGACAGACGGGGACAGACAGGCUGCCAUACCCCUCACACAGAUCUCACAGAUGUCAAUCAAAGAAAUGCAUGAGAUGACCAGAAGCUCUGGGAGGCACAUGAUGGCAACUCAGAUGUCCUCUUCAGGAGGCUUCCAAUCAGGAAACUUCCAGAGAACGGGCGAGGCCAAUGGAACCAUGAGGAGCCAGUGGGGGCAUGGCACUCAGAACUCAAGCAGGAUGAAUAGCUCCAUCAAGAACAACUCUGCACGGUACUCCCACUCCCUCAAUCGCCGAGGGGAUCAGCAGAUCUCAGAGCACAUAGACAGGAGGCUGCUCAUGAUUGGUGCAGGAGAAGAUGACUACGCUGCUUACUUGCCUCAUGAGUAUGCCUAUGAGGGGCAGGGAAGCAAGUGCAACUCAUUGGAUGAGCUGUCUCUAAGCAACCUGGGGGAUGACUUAGAGUUUGUUGGAAAUCUGGGGCCAAAGUUCAACACCCUUGGAGGCAUCUGUCAGCAGGGCAUGCAGGGAAGACCCAGCAACUUGUAGAUACUAUCGUGGACUGGGAUUGGUUUGGCAUUGGUUCACAUCUGACCUGAUCAAGACAACUUCCUACUAUGGAAAAAAGGAUUGUCACCUAUACAAGGGAAUUCAUCCAGGACCUCAUUUGAACCAUCAAAAAGGACCAAUCAUAAAAUGGAUGGAUGUGGUGCACUGACCAAACGUUCUCAUACUUUAGUAAGAAGCUCAGGGUGUUUUGCUUUACCUUUAUAUCUUUAAUCCUCUUAUCAUUAAUUGCAACAACAUAUGGUUUUGGCAAGAGUGGAAUCCAAACUGAAAGUAAACAUGAAGGUGGAAGCUUUACUUCACAGGUUAUUUCCUAUAUUAAGACAUUUUAUUUUAUUUGGCAGUUGAUGGUUUUGAAUGUAAUGGAUUACUGUAUGACAGUCAUCUUGUGACACUUAUCUCUGGAAAACUUAAAGGGCAUGCUAUAUACUGUAGAUAUUUCAGUGUGUCCCUAUCCUUUUAUACUGCAGAAGACUUCUCAAAGUUAAGUAUCCUUUGUUUCCACAUACUAAUGUGGGCUCUUUAGAGAAAAUGAAUACUGUAAUCAAAUUAAGAAUAUGUUUGGACAUGUUCUGCAAAUAUGCUACAGUGUGAGGUGCUUGUAAAGAGUAUUUGAUAGUCAGUUUUGCAAUGUACUAUUCUGACUCUCAGUAUGAACCAGAAGCUAUUUUUUAUACAACAGAUAUUUGUAUAGGCCUACAGAUGCAAUUGCUUUUUCCAGUUUUGUAAUGUGGAGCAUCCUAUUAUGUUGAUACAAAAAAGUAUGAAUUAAUAAAAUGAAUAAUUUCAAAAUUAA
Molecule: messenger RNA, 3445 nt
Organism: Osmerus eperlanus (European smelt)
Lineage: Eukaryota; Metazoa; Chordata; Actinopteri; Osmeriformes; Osmeridae
Gene: cdh26.1
Product: cadherin 26, tandem duplicate 1
Exons: 19
Coding region: 67-2631 (854 amino acids)
Biological process (GO): cell-cell adhesion mediated by cadherin; cell morphogenesis; adherens junction organization
Cellular component (GO): catenin complex; adherens junction; plasma membrane
Molecular function (GO): calcium ion binding; cadherin binding
Source: RefSeq, a predicted model, not a curated record